CAGACAUGCUGCCUGGGGGAUGACAAGAGACUACAGGGAGGGGAAGGCACUUUCCGUUGGAUUGGCUUGGAUGUAGCCUGAAACCGCAGCUGAAGACACCGGAUGAUAGAUGCAGUUGUGUUGACCAGCUUUUUAUGAAGUACCAAACAGGAACAGUCUCCUUGUAUUCGAAUCCCGGAGUCCACUGCAGCAAGAAGGAACUGCCAGCAAAAAUUCUUCAACAAGUCUUAUUGCUUCAGGCUAAGGAGGUGGCUGAAGUGGAGGGCAGGAUGUCGGAGCUGAGUGAUGAAGCCAGCGAGUCGGAGCUGCUGAACCGCAGUCUCUCCAUGUGGCAUGGGGUCGGUCAGAUGAUCUGUCGGGAGGAGCUGGACGUUCCCCUGGACUUGCAUACGGCUUCUUCUGUUGGGCAGUAUGAAGUGGUGCAGGAGUGUAUCCAGCGUGGAGAUCUGGAUUUAAAUAAGAGGAAUUGUGGUGGCUGGACUCCACUGAUGUAUGCCUCCUACAUCGGCCACGACACCAUUGUGCACCUGCUGCUGGAAGCGGGAGUGAAUGUGAACAUCCCCACACCAGAAGGGCAGACACCGCUCAUGCUGGCCUCCAGCUGUGGAAAUGAAAGUGUUGCUUACUUUCUUCUACAGCAAGGUGCAGAGCUGGAGAUGAAGGACAUUCAUGGCUGGACUGCCUUGUUUCACUGCACCAGUGCUGGACAUCAGCAGAUGGUCAAGUUCUUACUGGACAAUGGGGCAAAUGCCAACUGCAAGGAGCCCGUGUAUGGAUAUACACCUCUGAUGGAAGCAGCUGCUUCUGGCCAUGAGAUAAUUGUUCAGUACCUUCUCAAUCAUGGGGUGAAGGCAGAUGUCAGAGAUAACACUGGAGCCACAGCACGGACACUGGCCAUGAAGUACGGACAUACAAAGAUUGUGGGGCUGAUAGAUUUGCAUGUGGCCCCAGUGCCCAAGGUCUUCUGCAGGGGUCCAGGAAAAUAUGAAGAGCUGAGUUCUUCAGAUGAAUCAUGUUCUGCUCCUCAGAGACAGAGGCCUGUUCGUAGGACCAAGGGUCCCAGCAUCCAUGAUGGGCCCCAGGCGUUGGCAAAGAUAACGGCGGUUGGAAUUGGGGGAAGGAAGCAGUCUUGCUAUGAGCAGGUCCCUCCUCGGGGCUAUGUUACCUUCAAUGACGAUGGCAGCUGUGAAGCAGACAAUAUCCGGAACCGGGAUGUUACCUCUCCAAUUAAUGAGCAGGAUGUGGAGAGCAGCAGCAGCAGGGAAGAUAAUGUUUUCCUCACCAACAACUUAGCAACUGUCAGGAGCAGCAGCAGCAGCAGUGAAUGCCUUACCAAAGCCCCGGGGGUCAGCAGUGAAGGCUCCUUGGAAAGCAAUGAGGAUUCUGACCAUGCAAACAGCCCUCCUAGUCGGAAACAAGCCAAGAGCUUUAAGAUCAAGAACCGCUACAGCAACAGUGAUAGUCAGUGGACCCACUGCCCAGGGAAAGCUGGGGGCUCUAGUCAGCACCUGAUCCUUCCUGAGCCCCCAGCCUAUAAAGGGCCCCAGGACCUGGCAACGUUCCUUGAAGAGAUUGGGUGUCUGAAGUAUCUGCAAGUGUUUGAGGAACAAGAUGUUGACCUCCGGAUCUUCUUGACCCUCACAGAGAGUGAUCUGAAGGAAAUAGGCAUCACUCUGUUUGGACCCAAAAGGAAGAUGACUUCUGCCAUUGCCCGAUGGCACAGCAAUGCUCGACCACCCAGCGAUGCCCUGGAGCUGGCCUAUGCAGAUCGACUGGAGGCUGAGAUGCAGGAGUUGGCCAUUCAGCUGCACAAGAGGUGUGAGGAGGUGGAGAUGAUGAAGAGCCAGGUGUGCCAGGAGCAGAAGCUGCGUGCAGUGGCUGAGAGCUGUUUGAUGGAGCGGGAUGAGACCUGGAAUGCUAUCCAGUGCCAGCUCAGAGAGGUUCAGGCCAUCACCAAGAAUGCUGGAGUCCUACUGGAUCAGAUCAAAUCCUGUCAAGCAGAGCUGUCCUCCCGGCUGACCCAAGAGCUCAUAGUCGGCAGAGUGCUAGACACAAAGGUACAAACGGGAACCGGUGAGAGCAGACGGCCUGGCGAGCGUCCAGUGCUGGAAGGAUGGCCGCCUUCUUUGAAGUCUCUGAGCUUGCCUGAGCUAUCAGCUGUCCUAGAGGAGUGUGUGGGAGAAAUGGGAAAAGCUCUGCAGACUGUGACUCAAAACCUCCAAAGGCUCCAAGCCCCAGGGCAGAGCUGGCUAGAGCCAUAACAAAGCAGGAGGCUACAGGAAUACUGACGUCGGGUGAUUGUUCCACCCGGAAGCUGAGUGUGCCUGGGAGAAUGAGCGCAAGAGCCGUGCCGACACCACCGCAGCUCCGCUGAGAGUGCCACAGUGGUUGGCAGAUGCAUGGAAGGAGGUCUCGAUGAUCAGAGAACAUGCCUGGGAGAAUGAGGGACAGCAGAGGACAAGCCAGCAACUAUUUGGGCCUGACUGUUUUCUGGGUUCCCAGGAUCAUUGUUGUCCAUACCAAAAGGUUAAGUGAAGAGGAGAAGCACUGACCCUAAAAGGUUUUUCUGCCUUAAGCUUCCUGCAGCCAUUGUCAUUCAGGGCUGUGUGGUGUUAGAAAGCUGACAUUCACUGACAGCAAUCAGUUAUCUUUUUCUGCAUCCUGUCCUUCCCAAGGUCUCUAACACUCGCCCUGGCCCCUUCUAUGCCAUGCGGAUUGCUCAGGAGCUGACUCAGAAAAUGUAUCUGAGGCAAUAAGGAACGUGGGGUUGGUGUGGAUGGGUAAAGCGAGUGGAGUUUAACUUUUGGCUCAUUGAGCUGCAGUGAAACUCAUGCAGCCCUAAUCUCCAGCAGGAAUGUCUGCCCUACUGCCAUCCCAAACCUGUGCUUCAAAACCUCUCCCUCCAACCAGCCAACCCUGCUUUGGUUCAGAUUCUUCCCUGCCUCAGGGGUUGUGAUCAUGUUAUUCAGUCCCAAAUAACUUGGUUUUGUGGUAAAUGCUUUAUGGUACAGACUCUCAGUCUGGUUUGUUAGUGCCAAGCUCCCAAUGCUGGCAGUGGUUGCAAGGCAAAUGUUCCCCUGGAAGGACAUGAGAGAGAAGGAAGAGCUUGAGACCGUUCCAUCUCCUGUGCCUUUGGCAGGCAAGAGAGUGCCAAGGCAGGCAGAACAAGAGCUGGGGAACAGAGCUGUCCCGCAGGGGAGAUCAGCAAAGAAAUCACAUCCCAGAUGUAGCUGCAGUACAAAGCCAUGGUCCUCAACCACUGCCUCCCUCUGUUUUCCAGGCUUUAGUGCUUGGAAGUAAUUCUGCCAAGGCAUUCUUGUGUUGGCAGUGUGGGUGUUGUCAAAGAGCAGACAACUGGUGCAGGAAGAGGCUGCUCUGUCUCUUGGAGCUGUGUGAGCAGCCACAGGGGCUAUGGUGACAGUAACAUUGAUGUAAAAUGGUUUCUAGUGAGACUGUAUUGCUGAGCUGUGGGGUGGUGGGGAAAAACCAAACCUGAAGUCUAUGAGCAUUGGCCUUGAUGAGUCUGGAAAAGUGUUCUUCUCUUUGCUGGGAAGGGGAAGAAAGUGUGUAUUCCUUCUGAUUUUAAUUUUUUUGGACUGUGAUCACAGAUGUCAGAAUACAAAAACCCAGUCUGGCACCACCCAUUGAGCUAGUCACCCCUUCUGAUCAGCUUCCUGGGACGUUUAGGCAGUCUGGGCUGUGUUUGAAGGUCACAUCUGGUUUGCAUGUCCCACAGAACCAGAGUGUCUGUGCUUCUGGGUGACAAUCCUGGGGCACUGAGGUGGGUAUGGCUCUGAUGUGACCCUGCUCUGCUGGCAGCUUGUCUGUGCUUGGCAGAGUGCUCAGCUGUGGGCUGCUCCUUUCCACCCACGUUCAGCUCUUAAAUUUAACAUGGCACACUUUUUAUUUAAUCUUUAGCAAAUCACAUGGGUGUAUGCAUGGGAGCAGCUGGCACCAGCUGUGCAGCAGGCAGUGGGACAAAGCUGCAGGAAGUUUCACCAUGAAGUAGUUUUGGUGAGGUAGAGCCAAUUCUUCUAAGGAAGCAUCCCUGGAAGCUUCUUGGAGUAUUGAGGGUGUUCUGGAACAGUAUUUUGGACUUUUUUUCAUUCCCCAUUUCUGGAGGAAUGGUGAGGAGUGCCCAGGCAGUGUGUAAUGCCCUUGCCCCAGCCUUGGUGGGGUCUCUGGCUGCACCAGUACAGGGUUGUCAGUGCUGUAGCCCAUGGAAGCCCAGUCUUGAAUUUAAAGCAAGAUGCUUGUGGGGAAAGGUGGAAAAUUUUGGUGUGCAAGGGGGGAAAAAAGUGAAAGGGCAUGGGAGCAUCUGGUGAGCACAGGGAGCCCUGGCUCAGCAACACUGCAGGAGAGCGGGUGGCUGGAAGGAGAGACUGUAUGGACUUGGGGCUAACUUUGCUGGGUCAUAAGGUGGAAGAAAUGGGGGUUUUGGGGGCAAAAUAGUACAUGCAAUAGAUUGUAAUGCUUGGAGACUGGGAGAAGGGGUAGAUGAGAGCCACAGCAGUGUGUGCAUGAAGGAAAAAGACUCGUACAAAAGGUACUUAAAGGGGUUCUAGAGUAGCCUCAGGGUAACACCAUGGAAGGGACUUUAUAGACUAGUGGUUCCCUGAGGAAGCAGUUGCUUACAUGGAGGACUUCAAACAGCAUUCAUUGCUGAAGGGGUGGUGGAGCAGGUGGCAGGGAGUCUGGUGCUACCCUAAGGCAAGCUGUCUGAAUAAAAUAGUAUUUGCUGACAUGGAUAAAAUAAUAAAACCUGAAAAUGUU
Columba livia (rock pigeon) is the source of this 4773-nucleotide messenger RNA. RefSeq names its product ankyrin repeat and sterile alpha motif domain containing 3 (gene ANKS3). Bases 135 to 2261 code for a protein of 708 amino acids. Gene Ontology annotation, molecular function: protein binding. Gene Ontology annotation, cellular component: cilium. The record is from RefSeq and is a predicted model, not a curated record. Lineage: Eukaryota; Metazoa; Chordata; Aves; Columbiformes; Columbidae. The transcript is spliced from 18 exons.